AUGCAACUCUCUUGGAAGGAUAUCCCUAGUGUUCCAACGUCCAACGACAUGUUGGACAUUGUCUUGAACAGAACUCAAAGAAAAACACCUACUGUUAUUAGACCAGGUUUUAAAAUCACUCGUAUUAGGGCAUUCUACAUGAGAAAGGUUAGAUUCACUGCCGACGGGUUCGCUGAAAAGUUCUCAGAUGUUAUAAGUGGGUUCCCAAAUAUCAAUGACUGUCAUCCAUUUCACAGAGAUUUGAUGGAUACGUUGUAUGAGAAGAAUCAUUAUAAGGUUUCCUUAGCCGCAGUCUCCAGAGCUAAGACUUUGAUUGAACAAGUGUCUAGAGAUUACGUUAGAUUGUUGAAAUUCGGUCAAUCUUUGUACCAAUGUAAGCAAUUGAAGAGAGCUGCCUUGGGUAGAAUGGCCACAAUCGUCAAAAAAUUGAAGGAUCCAUUUGUUUAUUUGGAACAGGUUAGACAGCAUUUAGGAAGAAUGCCAAGUAUUGAUCCUAACACCAGAACUUUGUUGAUCUGUGGAUACCCUAACGUUGGUAAGUCAUCUUUCUUAAAGUGUAUCACCAAGGCUGACGUUGAAGUGCAACCAUACGCGUUCACCACCAAAUCCUUGUACGUGGGGCAUUUCGACUACAAGUACUUGAGAUUCCAAGCCAUUGAUACUCCAGGUAUCCUUGACAGACCAACUGAAGAAAUGAACAACAUCGAAAUGCAAUCGAUCUACGCCAUUGCCCAUUUGAGAUCUUGUGUUUUGUACUUCAUGGAUCUUUCUGAACAGUGUGGUUUCUCUAUUGAAGCCCAAGUCAAGUUAUUUCACAGUAUAAAGCCAUUGUUUGCCAACAAGAGUGUUAUGGUUGUCAUGAACAAGACUGAUAUCUUGAGACCAGAAGACUUGAGCGAAGAGAAGCAAGAGUUAUUGAAAACCAUUUCUGCUGUUUCUGGUGUCGAAGUGAUGAGUGCUUCCUGUGUUGAAGAAGACAACGUUAUGCAAGUCAGAAAUCAAGCAUGUGAAAAGUUAUUGACUGCCAGAAUUGAACAAAAAUUGAAGGGUACUGCUAGAGUGAACAAUGUAUUGAACAAGAUUCACGUUGCCAAGCCUCAAUCUAGAGAUGACGUCCGUAGAGAUGCCUUCAUCCCAGAUGCUGUUAAGAACAUGAAGAAAUAUGACGCUGAAGACCCUAACAGGAGACAAUUGGCCAGAGAUUAUGAAGCUGAAAACGGUGGAGCUGGUGUUUUCAACAUCAACUUGAAAGACAAAUACCUUUUGGAAGAUGAUGACUGGAAAAAUGAUGUUAUGCCAGAAGUCCUCGAUGGUAAGAAUGUUUACGAUUUCCUUGACGAAGAUAUUGCUGCUAAGUUGCAAGCAUUAGAAGAAGAAGAAGAAAGAUUAGAAAAGGAAGGAUUUUAUGACAGUGACGAUGAUGAUGAAGACGUCGACUUGGAUGCCAUUGAAAAUGGUGAAGAUCUUGAAGAUAUUAGAGACAAGGCUGCAUGGAUAAGAGACAAACAAAAGAAGAUGAUUAACGAGUCAAGAUACAGAAAGGCAUUGAAGAAUAGAGCAGUCAUGCCAAGAGAUCAAGUCAAGAAAUCAUUUGAAAGUAUGGAAGAACACAUGUACUCCUUGGGUCACGAUACCAGUGCUUUAAAGAGAAACAAGAGUGUUUCUGCCGGUAAGGAAUUAUCAGGAGUUGAUAUCUUGAAGAGAAACCAAGGAUUAGCUUCCUCAUCAAAGACUAGAGUCAAUAAGAAGAAGGCCCCAGUAUCACAAACCGAUCGUCUUAACGAUGGUCUUAACGAUGGUGCAUUAAGAUCUCAAGCUGAAAGAUUGGCCAAGAUUCAAAGAAGAGAGAGAAAUAGAAUGGCCAGACAAGGUGAAGGUGAUCGUCAUUCUACCGCUAUGUUGCCAAAGCAUUUGUUCAGUGGUAAGCGUGGUAUUGGAUCUAAUGAUCGUCGUUAA
Messenger RNA from Dujonia railenensis, 1956 nucleotides. NCBI's taxonomy places the organism in Eukaryota, Fungi, Ascomycota, Pichiomycetes, Serinales, Debaryomycetaceae. The record is from the annotation of a GenBank genome assembly.